Messenger RNA from Musa acuminata subsp. malaccensis (wild Malaysian banana), 2031 nucleotides. RefSeq names its product cytochrome P450 94C1. NCBI's taxonomy places the organism in Eukaryota, Viridiplantae, Streptophyta, Magnoliopsida, Zingiberales, Musaceae. Gene Ontology annotation, molecular function: monooxygenase activity; iron ion binding; oxidoreductase activity, acting on paired donors, with incorporation or reduction of molecular oxygen. The record is from RefSeq and is a predicted model, not a curated record.
AACCACGAGAUCGAUCGAACGAUCAGAGCUUGGUCGUCAUUAAUGUCCUCCGUCACCAGCAAUUAUUAUAAGCUACUGUUCUUCGAGGCCAAGUUGAGAUAAACAAACACGCCUCGUGACGCCGGUCUCUGCUUUCGCUGAGCGUACCAGUCUCCAUCUCCACUGCCGUGCCAUCCCUUCGUUUUCUUGUUUGCCCCGUCCACCGAAAACAGCUACGUUCGAACGAUAUGGUGAAGAGAGAUGUGAGAUUGUGGUAUCGCUAUAAGUAACCAGUGCCUCGCCCCUUGGCCUCACAACAGAGGAAGAUAGAAUGGAAGUGGAAGCCCUUCGGUCUCACUUCUCCCUGCUCUUCUUCUCCUUCUCCAUCUCCUAUGUGGUCUUCGCUGUGUUGGUAGAGUUCUUGAGGAUCCGGCCAUGGUGGUGCAACUGCGCCGUGUGCCAAGCGUACGUGACGUCGUCGUGGGCUGCGGACUUCGACAACCUCUGCGACUGGUAUACGCACCUCCUCCGGACGUCGCCCACGCGGACGGUCACGGUCCACGUGCUCGGCUGCACCGUCACCGCCAACUCCGACAACGUCGAACACAUGCUCAAGACCCGCUUCGACAACUACCCCAAGGGAAAGCCCUUCGCCACCAUCCUCGGCGACCUCCUUGGCCGCGGCAUCUUUAACGUCGACGGUGACCUCUGGCGGUUCCAGCGCAAGAUGGCGAGCACCGAGCUCGGCAGCGCCGCGGUCCGCGCCUUUGCGUCGCGGACCGUUGCCGCCGAGGUCGGCGGCCGCCUGCUCCCCCUCCUCGAUGUGGCGUGCGAGUGCGGUCGGGUUCUCGACCUGCAGGACGUGUUCCAGAGGUUUGCGUUCGACAACAUAUGCAAGAUCUCGUUCGGGCUCGACCCCGGCUGUUUCGAGCUGUCGCUGUCCUUGUCGGAGUUCGCGGCGGCCUUCGACAAAGCCACGAGACUAUCGGCGCGGCGCGCGACGCACACCAUCCCGUUGAUAUGGAAGGCCAAGCGGCUCUUCAACUGGGGGUCGGAGAGAGAGCUCCGGGAGGCGAUCGGGCUAGUAGAUCUCCUGGCCAAGGAAGUCAUCCUCCAGAGAAGGAAGCUUGGUUUCGCGUCGGACCAGGAUCUCCUGUCCCGGUUCAUGGGCUGCGUGGACAACGACAAGUACCUCCGCGACAUCGUCGUCAGCUUCAUGUUGGCCGGCCGGGACACCGUCGCGUCCGCCCUGACAAGCUUCUUCAUGCUUCUAUCCCGGCACCCGGCGGCCUGUACCGCCAUCCGCGACGAGGUCGAGCUCAUUGUCGGGAACAGCCAAGCGCUCCCGAGCUGCGACCAACUGAGGAAGAUGCACUAUUUGAACGCGGCCAUAUGCGAGAGCAUGCGGCUGUACCCGCCGGUGCAGUUUGACUCCAAGUUUUGCCUCGACGACGACGUGCUUCCGGACGGCACCUUCGUGAGGAAGGGGACGAGGAUGACGUACCACGUCUACGCCAUGGGGCGGAUGGAGGAUCUGUGGGGGAGCGACUGGGCCGAGUUCCGGCCGGAGCGGUGGCUUCGUCACACCGGCGCAUUCACACCCGAGAGCCCGUUCAAGUACCCGGUCUUCCAGGGUGGCCUUCGCGUCUGCCUCGGCAAGGAGAUGGCGCUGAUGGAGAUGAAGAGCGUGAUCGCGUCCGUCGUCCGCGAAUUCGACGUCGAAGUUAUCGAAGGUAACCGUCCGCCGAAGUUCGCACCCGGCCUCACGGCCAUCUUCAGCGGAGGGCUCGCCGUCAGAGUCCACCGGAGAAAGGGUGGUGCCUCUCACACGGGCUUAGAUGCACGAACACAAGUACUACGCUGGUGCUAAGUUUUUCAUCAACCGUCGAUUUAAUACACAUUCUUUAAUCUCAACCGUCCGAUGACCUCGGACAAAUCUUGUUUUUGGGUCCCACCUUUCAUGAAACUGGGUGUACGGUCGAGAUUAAAAUAGUCAGCCGUGAUCGACGGUUGGUGAUAUUUACGAUAAAAGGGAUGUACAUUUUUUUAUUA